GGAUUUUGUACGCUGAGAAGGCAGCAUUUGAAGAGGCAGAGAAGAAAAAAGAAGAGGAGGAUGAGCUGUGAGGCAAAAGCACCGUGAUGUUUUGCUGACAAUAUGGGUCCAGAGAUAGUAAGGCAAUUAAGCUCCCCAAAAUUUUUCCAUGAUCUUUUUUUAUCUUCAGCUAUUCCAUUUCUACAGUAACGACAUGACCCGUUAAGUAGAGGCACACCACUUCUGCGCCCAUCAGAACAAAGAGAUGCGGCAGUGCUUGAUCUACGACGGCCCCAAAAAGGACGCCCGUCUCAUAGGGCUGGAGUACCUGAUCUCGGAGAACCUGUUCCUGACGCUACCAGACGAGGAGAAGCCACUGUGGCACUCCCACGGGUACGAGGUUAAGAGCGAGGUGCUGUUCAUACCGCGAAUCCCAGGGCUCAUCCAGAGGCAGGACAUGGAGAAAGUGUGCAAGACUUAUGGCAAGGUUUUCCAUUUCUGGCAGGUGGACAAGGGCGAUAAUUUGCCUCUGGGCCUGCCUCAGCUCCUGAUGGCCCUCACCAGAGAAUGUCAGCUCUACGAUGAACUCGCCAAGAAUGCGGAAAAGCAGUUGGGGAUAUCUUUGGCUGAGGAGAGGGGGAAGCGAGAAUACAUGAAGGGGCCGACGCAUGGGCUUCAUCUGUUGGCUAGCGGUGGUGGGAAGGGCCGAAGGGGCUUAAAACGGAGCUGAGGGAGACGGAGUAGUGCAAGCCUGCUGAUUCUGUUCCUAGAGUCUUUGUUUAGAAAGUGAAUCUCGAUGGAGUACUACAAUAGUUCCCAUCAAGUUCAAGGGCAUUGCUUUUUAACCAGAAACAGUGUUGUAGUUGUAGAGCUAUUUCUCUAAUAUGAUAUCUACUGUUAGCUAUAUGAUUUAGUGGUAGUUAUUUGGACUCUUAGUUACAUAAAUAGUUAUAUAAAUAAAUUAUUUAAUUUAAA
Messenger RNA from Rubroshorea leprosula, 954 nucleotides. NCBI's taxonomy places the organism in Eukaryota, Viridiplantae, Streptophyta, Magnoliopsida, Malvales, Dipterocarpaceae. The record is from the annotation of a GenBank genome assembly.